AGAAACUUCCCAGGGCAACAAAAAUAGUCUUUGGAAGGCGUCCAACAAUGACGACAUUUUCUUCUGAUCAGCUGAACUUUUUCAAGUUUUCCACUGUUGUUAUUGACGAAUUUCCAGUCGCCCUGCGCAAAGUCUUUGAGUUCUUGUGGAAUAACCAAACCGCUCCUCCACCUGGUUUUCAGUUAUGGGAUGACUCGCCACUGGUUCGGAACUUGUUCCUCAACAAAGAAAGUCGACCGGGAAGAAGAAAACUGAAUGUGCCAACCAGUAAAUCCUUUAUGGAGUGGGACUGUACAGCUCUGUUUGAAGCUACACUCUAUGCUGAAAGCUUUGCCAUGCCAGAUGGGAGAGGAGGGCUUGCUACCCUAGACAAACUGUUCUUGAAACCGAGUGGCUUACGGUCACCAGGGACAUUUCACCACUCCGUUAUCAGCCCUUCUGGAAACCAAGCUGAGACAUUCGCCUUGGCUUUGGACCAGCUGCGCUUGCUGCGAAACUCUCUUUGCCACCAAACAAGUACACAGAAGAUUGACAAGGCAACAUUUGAUAACUACAUACAGCUUUCCAAAGAUGCCGUUAGGGCACUCGGACAAAGUACGACAAAAAUCGAUGAUGUGGGAAAGCUUGGUGAGAAAGAUUUUCCCACUUCCAGAGUUCAACAGUUAGAGGAAGAAUUGAGGAGAGAGAGAUUUAAACAGAUUGAAGAUAAUCAGGCCCAAAUGGACGCGAAAAUAACAAAUCUCGGAUCAGACAUGAAAGACCUCAACACUAGCCUUAAAGGUGUCAUUUCAACAGCCAAUGUUUUGAAUUCUGGAGUUGCAGACGUAAAGAAAAGUUUGCAAGUUGCUGAGUCAGAUGCAAAUGCUGUCAAAUCAGGAAUAACAGAUAUUGAUACAAAGCUAGAAAACGUCAAAUCGGACGUGAAAGAUGUUAAAACUGAGGUAAUCAGUGUAACGACCAAAGUGGCAGGAGUAACGUUGGACGUGAACUUUGUCAAGAAUGAGGUCACAGGCAUGAAACCGCUCGUAAAAUCAAUCGAAACUAAAACGAAAGAUGUCGGAUUGGACGUCAAAGAUAUAAAAACAAGAGUAACUGACAUAAAGACAAAAACAGAAGAUAUCGAAGCACUCGGAAAAAAAAUAAAGAUUGGUAUGGCAGAUGUUAGGGUAAAAGUACAAGAUGUUGGGUCUAACGUGAAAGGACUCUCAACUGAAGUAACAGCGGUGAAGACAAAAGUAAAAGAGACCCGGUCAGAAGUAAAGAAAGUGAAAAUUGAAAUAACAGGAAUGAAGACAAAGGUGGAGGAUAUCGGUUCUGACGUGAAAGGAGUGCAAAGUGGUGUAACAGAUGUGAGAUCAAAAGUGGCAAGUCUAGGGUCAGGCAUGAAGGAUAUGCAAAGGGACGUGACAGAUGUGAAGACACAACUUAAGAAUGCGAAUGAAUCAGUCAAAUCUAGAGUAGCGGAAAUCGAGAGGAACGUUAUUAAAGACUUUAGGUCUUACGUGAAACCUGUACAGGGGGAAGUGACAGAUUUGAAGACGAAUGUACAAGAAAUCAGAUCAGAUACCAAAGAUGUGAAAACCGGUGUAGCAGACGUAAGAUCAAGAGUCAGCAAUGCGGCAUGGGACCUUAAAGAUGUGAAGUCUCGAGUAAGAGAUAUGAAUACAAAAUUGCAAGAUGUACCCUCCAAAAUGAAAGAAGUGAACAAAAAUGUAGCAGGUGUAAAGACAGAAAUAAACAACGUCAAAAACCAAGUAACAAAGGUGAAAACAACAGUGGAAGAGACGCGGUCAGACGUAAAAGUUAUAAAACCUCAAUUAAAGUCAAUCGACUCUAAAGUGACUGGUGUCGGCUCAGACGUCAAAGAUGUCAAGGCAACACUCGAAGAUAUAGAGUUAAAGUUACAAACAGAAGUAAACGAUGUUAAGAUAAGAAUGGCAGAAUUCAAAGAGGAAAUAAGAACUCGGAUUGAUAUCAUGGCACAAGCAAUGCUACUUGGAAUCACAAAAGGUAAGUUUUACUAAACAGCUGAAUGCUUGACUAUCGAGGAGAAGCUACGAGAAAAUAAGUAGGUUGACGUUUUGACAACCUGUGCGGUAGUCAUAUUCCGAGUCAAGUAUAGCCUAAAUUUGACUACCGCACAGGUUGUCGAUACCCUCACAAAACUGCAGGGGCGGAUCCAGGAUUCUUUUUAGGAACUCGUCUUUGCUCUACUUCAACACCAAUAAACCACAGAAUUUUUUUUUUUGCAGAAUACCAGUUGUAUUAGAAAACCGCAGGUCAUCUCCGGGGGGUUGUCGAUACCCUCCCCCUAGAUCCGCCCCUGAACUGACUUUAGUAACCCCCGCCCCCAAGGUUAGGAUUUUAAGGAGGGUUAUAACGCAAAAGUAAAUGUCAGAGUAUAUGUCCAUUACGCCUAAAUUUGGAGGGCUGGAUAGCCCGUACUUACACAAGACUCUACCAAGUCAUCCCCCGGAAUUGAAGAUACUGAGUUAAUAAUUGAUAGUGUUCAUUUUUCGAUGGAGAAAAUCCCAUUUUAUGAACAGGAUCUGACGUUCAGGCAGCCUAGUUACAAGGCCCCGAUUGAAUAGUUAUAGCAAAGGGAGACUGGUUACUAUGCUUUAGAUCGAACUCGAUUAUCUCAGUCGAAUAUUGUGAAAUUUUGAGUUGGCGCAUAGCCAAAUACGAUAAAAAUAUUUUUAACGGUUUAUUCAGUUCUAAAGAAAAGCGUUUUGCAAAAAAACUUGUGCCAUUAUACUGAAGGUAGUACCUCAGACUUGCCCUCGACAAAAAAAAAUGAGCUGAAUCGAUUUUUUGACCGUGGCCACAAACGUUGAUAUUUCUUUGAUUUUUACAGACAUUCACUCUUUAGUUAAAUCCUAAUCCAUAGCUGGAGAAAACAACCGAUGAGUUAGUAGGUAGCAUCGGCCGUUUACUCAGGCCAUAUAUCCUGCCCCCAAAACUGGACUCAAGUGAAAAAACUCUAAGUGCUGUCUGAACAACUGGUGAAGCGACUAUUAAAAUAAUUCCCUAACAAAAAUACUGGGAUAUGCUGAUUUAUAAAAUAACUAAGAUAGUACGCGCGUUCUGAUUGGUUAAAAACCUAUGGUUUAUUGUGCCGGUAAACUCAUAGAAAACUGAAACAUUUUCCGUUUUACUUAUAGUUAUUUUAUAAAAGCAAUAGACCACACUUUCUAUGGGUUUACCGGUGUGAUAACGCACUUGGGAUGUUGGACGAACACUCGAAAAGCUUGUAAAUCACUCGCCUUCGGCUCGUGAUUUACAAGCUUUUCUCGUGUUCUCCCAACAUCCCGCGUGGGUUAUCACGCCGGUAAACACAUAGAAAGUGUGGUCUACUGCUAAGUUUCUCAUAAGUCUGAUUUCCGUAUUUACACUCUCGGGCUAUUCUGCCGUGGAGAAUGAUUGAAGAAUUCGUUAAAGCAAUAACUACUAAAUUUAGAAAAACGUUUUUCUUGAAGGUCAUACCCUUGUUGACUCAUGCCAAACGGAAACUGUACCAAACUUCGCGUCCCCUGAAUUAGAGGAGCAAGAGGUGAGAUACAAGAAACGACCCUUGGAUGAUUUGAAAAGCGAAGCAGACGUACCUUCCGGAUCGAAAGUGCUUGGUCAAAACGAAGAACACAGCAACCACAUGCGUGGCUUGAAACUUCUGGGCCAAGGAGACUACAAAGGAGCUUUGGAAUAUUUACAGAAAGCUGCCGAUCUGAGUUCACAACGGCUUGUUAAGAAUCAAGAUGUCGCGCGUACGUUUUAUCAUCUGGGGGUUGUGCAACGCGACACGAAGAACCUUAAAAGUGCUACAUCAUCAUUACGGAUAGCAGCAGACAUGAACUUAGACCUGCUUGGUGAACAUGAAGUCACAGCUUGUUGCUUCUUUACCCUUGGAAUGGUGCAAAGUGACAUGGGAGACGACAAAGGUGCCUUAGUUUCCCUACAAACAGCUGCAGAGAUGACAUUCAGACUGCUUGGAGUACACAAAGACACGGCUUGUAGUUACUUCAACCUUGGUAGAGUACUGUAUAAAAUGGGAGACUACAAAAGAGCAUCAGAGGUUUUACACCAGGCAGCAAACAUGUACUCGAGCCUGGUUGGUGACCAUGUGGACACAGCCCUCAGCUAUUUUUAUCUCGGUUUAGCGCAGCUUUCGGAAGGCCAAUGCAAGGAUGCUUUGGAAUCUGUACAUAAAGUGCUAAAUAUGAAGAAUUUGAAUUUUCAAGCCGAUCACAAACAGACGGAGUAUCUUAGUUACCUUCUCCUUGGCUUAGUGCAUCGUGCCUUGGGAGAUCACGAAAGAGCUAUGGAGUCUCUAAAAAAGGCAGCUGUCACGAUUUUAAGCCUCCUUCAAGAUGACGGUCAUGAUAAGGCAGAACACCAAAUUGUACUUGGUUUUGUGCAGCUUUUGAUGGGAGACGACAAAGAAGCUGUGGAUUCACUACACAAAGCCGUAGACAUAAAUGUACGUCAGCUUGGUGUACACACGGAAACGGCAAUUAGUUACUUUAACCUCGGUUUUGUGCAGUUUGUUCUUAAGGACUUAAAACCAGCAAUACAAUCUCUUCAAAGGGCGUUAGACAUGUACCAAAACCUGCUUGGUGAGCACAAAAGCACGGCGUCUUGCUACCAUUGGCUAGGAGUGGUGCAGCAUGCUUUGGGGGAUCUCGGGCUUGCUGUUGAGUUUCUCAAGAAAGCAACAAUUAUGAGCUCAGACCUCCUUGGAGAUCACGAAAACACAGCCUCAAGUUUCGAAAACCUUGGUCUUGCGCAGCGGGAUAUGGGGCAAAGCAAAGAAUCUUUGGAGUCUCUGGAGAGAGCAGCAGACAUUAGAUCAAAAGUGCUUGGAGAUCACUCACAUACGGCACGUAGUUUCUACCAACUAGGGAUCGUGCAGCAUGAGAUGGGGAAACUUAAAGAAGCUGUCGAGUCUCUAAUGAAAGCGGCAGACAUGAACACUGGCGAUUAUGAAUUCACGGCUUCUUGCUUCUUUACCCUUGGUAUAGUGCAGAGUAAAAUUGGUGAAAAUGAAGGCGCCUUAGUCUCUAUACAAAUAGCAGCGGAUAUGAGAUCAAAUUUGCUCCAGGAACUCGAAAACAAAGCAUGCAGCUACAGCAAUCUCGGUGCAUUACAGUAUAAAGUGGGGGACCGAAAAAAAUCGUUAGAAUUAGGCACUGCAGACAGUUACCAAAUCCUUGGUGAAUUGCAGCAGGUAACAGGAGACCAUAAAAGAGCCUCAGAAUCGCUACAGAAAGCGGCAGACAUAAGAACGAAUCUCCUAGGUGAUCACAAAGAUACGGCGCGUAGCUACUUCUUUCUCGGUGUUGUCCAGCGCAACUUAGGAGAUAGCCAGAGGGCAAUGGAAACUCUAAAGAAAGCGGCAGACAUUCAGUCAGUACUGGGUGGUGAUCAUAUAGAGGCGGCAGACUGCUUCUUCACUCUUGGUUUACUACAGCGCAACAUGGGAGACCACAAAGGAGCGCUAGAGUCUCUACAGAAAGCAACAGACAUUACCUCAAAUCAGCGUGAUGUCCGUGAAAUCACAGCACGUUGCUUUUACGUGCUUGGGUUAGUACAGCAUGAAAUAAACGACAAUAAAAGGGCAGUGGAAUCGUUGAAAAAAGCGGCAAACAUGAGUCUUAAUGUGCUUGGUGAAGAUGAAAACACGGCAGAGAGUUACCACAAACUCGGUGAAUUGCAGCAUAUAACAGGAGACCACGAAGGAGCCUCAGAAUCGCUACAGAAAGCGGCAGACAUAAGAACGAAUCUCCUUGGUGAUCACAAGGACACAGCAGACAGUUACUUCAUCCUUGGUGUAGUCCAGCGCGACUUAGGAGAUCACCAGAGGGCGAUGGAAACUCUAAAGAAAGCGGCGGACAUUCAGUCAACACUUGGUGGUGAUCAAAUAAAGACUGCAGGCUGUUUCUUCACUCUUGGUCGGCUACAGCACAACACGGGAGACCACAAAGGAGCCUUAGAAUCCCUACAGAAAGCAGCAGACAUUUACUCGAAUCUGCGUGGUGCCCAUGAAAUCACAGCACGUUGCUUUUACAUGCUGGGGUUAGUACAGCAUGAAAUAAACGACAAUAAAAGGGCAGUGGAAUCGUUGCAAAAAGCGGCAAACAUGCAGCUUAAUGUACUUGGUGAAGAUAAAAACACGGCAGCGAGUUACCACAAACUCGGUGAAGUGCAGCAUAUAACAGGAGACCACGAAAGAGCCUCAGAAUCGCUACAGAAAGCGGCAGACAUAAGAACGAAUCUCCUUGGUGAUCACAAGGACACAGCAGACAGUUACUUCAUCCUUGGUGUAGUCCAGCGCCAGUUAGGAGAUAGCCAGAGGGCUAUGGAAACUCUAAAGAAAGCGGCCGACAUGCAUUCAACACUGAUUGGUGGUGAUCAAAUAGAGGCGGCUGGCUGUUUCUUCACUCUUGGUUCACUACAGCACGACAUGGGAGACCACAAAGGAGCCUUAGAGUCUCUACAGAAAGCCGCGGACAUUAACUUAAAUCUGCGUGGUGUCCAUGAAAUCACAGCACGUUGCUUUUACGUGCUUGGGUUAGUACAGCAUGACAUAAACGACAAUAAAAGGGCAGUGGAAUCGUUGAAAAAAGCGGCAAACAUGCAGCUUAAUGUACUUGGUGAAGAUAAAAACACGGCAGCGAGUUACCACAAACUCGGUGAAGUGCAGCAUAUAACAGGAGACCACGAAAGAGCCUCAGAAUCGCUGCAGAAAGCGGCAGACAUAAGAACGAAUCUCCUUGGUGAUCACAUGGACACAGCAGACAGUUACUUCAUCCUUGGUGUAAUCCAGCGCCAGUUAGGAGAUAGCCAGAGGGCGAUGGAAACUCUGAAGAAAGCGGCGGACAUUCAGUCAACACUUGGUGGUGAUCAAAUAAAGACUGCAGGCUGUUUCUUCACUCUUGGUUCACUACAGCAUAACAUGGGAGACCACAAAGGAGCCUUAGAAUCUCUACAGAAAGCAGCAGACAUAAGAACGAAUCUUCUUGGUGAUCACAAAGAUACGGCUCGCAGCUACUUCAUCCUUGGUGUAGUCCAACGCGACUUAGGAGAUAGCCAGAGGGCAAUGGAAACUCUAAAGAAAGCGGCGGACAUGCAUUCAACACUGAUUGGUGGUGAUCAAAUAGAGGCGGCUGGCUGUUUCUUCACUCUUGGUUCACUACAGCACAACAUGGGAGACCACAAAGGAGCCUUAGAGUCUCUACAGAAAGCCGCGGACAUUGACUUAAAUCUGCGUGGUGUCCAUGAAAUCACAGCAUGUUGCUUUUACGUGCUUGGGUUAGUACAGCAUGAUAUAAACGACAAUAAAAGGGCAGUGGAAUCGUUGCAAAAAGCGGCAAACAUGCAGCUUAAUGUACUUGGUGAAGAUGAAAACACGGCAGCGAGUUACCACAAACUCGGUGAAGUGCAGCAUAUAACAGGAGACCACGAAAGAGCCUCAGAAUCGCUACAGAAAGCGGCAGACAUAAGAAUUAAUCUCCUUGGUGAUCACAUGGACACAGCAGACAGUUACUUCAUCCUUGGUGUAAUCCAGCGCCAGUUAGGAGAUAGCCAGAGGGCGAUGGAAACUCUAAAGAAAGCGGCGGAAAUUCAGGCAACACUUGGUGGUGAUCAGAUGAAGACUGCAGGCUGUUUCUUCACUCUUGGUUCACUACAGCACGACAUGGGAGACCACAAAGGAGCCUUAGAAUCUCUACAGAAAGCAGCAGACAUAAGAACGAAUCUUCUUGGUGAUCACAAGGACACAGCAGACAGUUACUUCAUCCUUGGUGUAGUCCAGCGCCAGUUAGGAGAUAGCCAGAGGGCGGUGGAAACUCUAAAGAAAGCGGCGGACAUGCAUUCAACACUGAUUGGUGGUGAUCAAAUAGAGGCGGCUGGCUGUUUCUUCACUCUUGGUU
Messenger RNA from Porites lobata, 7928 nucleotides. The record is from the annotation of a GenBank genome assembly. Lineage: Eukaryota; Metazoa; Cnidaria; Anthozoa; Scleractinia; Poritidae.